This is a messenger RNA of Alosa sapidissima (American shad), 2574 nucleotides long. RefSeq names its product AE binding protein 2 (gene aebp2). Gene Ontology annotation, biological process: regulation of transcription by RNA polymerase II. The transcript is spliced from 8 exons. Gene Ontology annotation, cellular component: ESC/E(Z) complex. The record is from RefSeq and is a predicted model, not a curated record. NCBI's taxonomy places the organism in Eukaryota, Metazoa, Chordata, Actinopteri, Clupeiformes, Clupeidae. Bases 124 to 1500 code for a protein of 458 amino acids.
UCCCUGUUCAACCUCUCGUGGUGCAUCUCUCGAAGCUGGUUGGGGAACGAGAGCGCACGUAGAGACUAUCGUUCUGGCUUAACUUCGUGGGGGUACAAAUCGAAAAGCUUUUAACGAUUAAAAAUGGCUACCACUUCCACCGAUGGCACGGAUCAGGAAUCCUCUCCUCCAGGCGAUCAAAAUCGAACUCUGGAAACUGAGAAAAGCGAACAGAAAGCAGAGGGCCUCGCCUCUGAACAGGAACCGGUUGGAAACGACACUGUAAAAAUGGACGUGAACGGUGGACAAGAAGGAGCAACAGAGGAGGACGAGAAACCAUCGCCCGUACCCGAAGUCUGCCCAGAAACUACACCAACAGCUGUCAUCGCUAAGGAGGAAAGCGAUGUGGUAAAUGAUAUGGAUUGUGACCUUGCGGAAUCCGGCAAAAGUCCGGAGCAGAGAAGCCAUGCGAGCUGCAACGGCACCGGCGACGGGACGGGGGAGCCGAAACAAGAACAAAGGGAAGAGAACGUGUCCUCUCCAAGCGACUGCAUGAAGAGUAAAGCCGAUGAUUGCACGGAUAAAACCGAUCAUGGCAUAAAGAGACGAGCCAGCGUAGAAAUGUCUUCGUCCGACGGAGAGCCUUUGAGUAGAAUGGAUUCAGAAGACAGUAUCAGCAGCACUCUUAUGGACCUGGAGAGCACAGCGUCCAGCGGCCGUUCCACGCCGGCCAUGAUGAACGGCCACGGCGGCACGGCGGUCCCCGCCCCCAAGGGCUCCUCCUCGUCCUACCCGUGCUGCUGGGACCAGUGCCACAUGCUGUACAGCAACAGCCCCGACCUGGCCGAACACAUCCGCGGCACACACGUGGACGGCCAGCGAGGAGGGGUGUUUGUGUGCCUAUGGAAAGGCUGUAAGGUGUACAACACUCCCUCCACCAGCCAGAGCUGGCUUCAGAGACACAUGCUAUCCCACAGCGGAGACAAGCCCUUCAAGUGUGUGGUUGGGGGUUGCAAUGCCACCUUUGCCUCCCAGGGGGGGCUAGCGCGCCACGUGCCCACCCACUUCAGCCAGCAGAACUCCUCCAAGAUGUCCAGUCAGGCCAAACUGAAGGAGGAGUCGCCCUCCAAAGCAGGCAUCAACAAACGGAGGAAGCUGAAGAACAAACGCCGACGCUCGCUGCUCUCUGUCCUUCCCGCAGCGCGGCCACACGACUUCUUCGACGCCCAGACGAUGGACGCCAUCCGGCACCGAGCCAUCUGCCUCAACCUGGCCACCCACAUCGAGAGCCUGGGCAACGGCCACAGCGUAGUCUUCCACAGCACGGUGAUCGCCAGGCGGAAAGAGGAUUCUGGGAAGGUGAAGGUUCUCCUACACUGGACUCCUGAGGACAUCUUGCCGGACGCGUGGGUGAGCGAGAGCGAUCGGCCACAGCUCAAGACCAAAGUGGUGCACCUCUCCCAGCUGCCUCAGGACACAGCCGUGUUGCUGGACCCCAACAUCUACAGGAUGUUCUUCUAGGCCCGGUGGGAGGCCCGUGUCGUGUCCUGCUGAUGUCCGUGGUGUGACGUGAAUGACCAGAACAGUCAAAACAGGAGGGUUUCUCUUUUUCAUUUGUUUCAUUUUGUUUGUUCGAUAUUUGUUGUGUUUUGAUUCCCUCCCUCCUCUGUUCUUUGUUUUGUUGUUCAAUUUUUGUGUCAAUCUUUUCUUUUUAGUUUGCCAAAGUAUGCAGUGACUUUAUUUUGAGGGUUUUCCUUAAAACUAUGAAACAAAAAAAAACGUAUCUGGUGCUGAAGUUUUGUCAAGAGCUUGUCUUUUUUUGAAUAUGUUUUUUUUUUCUGUAGAACACAUAGGAUUGAGAAAGCGUUUUUUGCUUUUCCUACACAAUGAAUUCUUAUGUAGAACUUUGUAUUUGUAGAAAAACUUGUCACUGUAAAUAUUCCUGGAGAUUUGUAAUAUAUUUUUAUACCAUGAAAAUUUUACUGUACUGUACUUCUGCUGUAGAUAGUUCAAUCUCAUGACCUGUUCUCUCCUCUGUCUUUUGUUUCUGCAUUUUGAAGAAAAGCUAUUUGUACAUAAUGUGAUAAAGUAGACUUGACACAUCCUGUUAAUAGCUAGAGCUUUUCUCUCGUCCCUUGGCACAGUAAGUUAAAAGGCAAGAUUAAGUGACCUCUCCCUCUCCCUCACCUCAAUCCUGUAAUUGUGAAGCACUGGUUUGUGUCACCCCUGUGAUGGUUCUGCAUCUGAUGAUGAAGCAGAUAGUCGGAUACAGGUGAAGUACCUCCAUCAGGCCAAUUCUAUCAUAGUCGACAUAUAUGUGUUUUGUUUUUCUGUGUGUGUGUGUGUGUGUCCAUGUAUAUGGCUGUGCCUGGAUCACACACGAUGGCAGUAUUAAGCUCCGAUCUCUGUGGUGCAGGGAGGGAAGCGGUUUGCAUGUGGGAAGAGGCUUUGCAUAGAAAUGUCAGCCGUGAGAAUAGCUGUGCUCCUUAGUCUCCCGAGUCGUGAGCACUUCACGUCUUGUCUUAACGUUGCGUAAGAUGGGAUCUCUAACUCUGUUUUUUUGUAAUAAAAUGGAAUAUUAAUUUUAAAACGCCA